Solanum verrucosum is the source of this 1144-nucleotide messenger RNA. RefSeq lists its product as uncharacterized. The record is from RefSeq and is a predicted model, not a curated record. Gene Ontology annotation, biological process: maturation of 5.8S rRNA; regulation of gene expression. Lineage: Eukaryota; Viridiplantae; Streptophyta; Magnoliopsida; Solanales; Solanaceae. Gene Ontology annotation, cellular component: exosome (RNase complex); nucleolus. The coding region runs from base 55 to 723 and encodes 222 amino acids. Gene Ontology annotation, molecular function: DNA binding; RNA binding. The transcript has 6 exons.
UGCUUCUCUUCCCCCAAUUCAAUUUUCUGCAAAAAAAAUUGGGUGAAGAGUGAUAUGGAAAGGGUAACAGAGAAAGAGAUUGGUAGUAGUAGUAGUACUAGUAGUAGUAGUAAUAGGAAACAAAUCCCAGAUUCAGUGAUGGAAGCAGUGAACAGAACCUCAAAAAACAUUGACGAUUUGAGUAGUAAUGUAGACGAAUUUCUCUCUCUUUAUGGUGCUGGUGUUUUUCCCGAUUUGGGUCCUCUUCAACAAGCUCAAUCUUUGAUUUUGCUAGCUAAAGCUACAACAACACUCUUUGCAUUGAGGCUUAGGUGUAAAGGGAUCAACCCAGAUGACCGCCCUGUCAAAUUAGAGUUUGAACGUUUGAGCUUGUUCCAAGAGAAACUGCAGGAAUUGAUGGCCUUGAAUAAAGCGCCAUUGCGACCAUCAGCAAGGAUAAAUCCGCAAGGUGCCGCUCGAUUUAUCGAGCAUUCGUUGCCUGAUCUUACACCUGAUCAGAGAAAAAGCAUGAGAGAAAUCAGUAAAGGUGACGGGCCUAGGAUUAAGUAUCUGGAAAGAGUUGUUCAUAAGAAGAGGAAGUAUCCCGAGCAGCAAUCUGUUCGAAAUGCUACCCAGGAGUUUCUUGAGAAAGCUGCCCGUGAGCUUCUUGGUGAAAACCAGAGUGGUUUUAAGGGACCUUUACAACUGCCGGAGGGUGAUGGUGAAGACGUACCUAUGAGCUGAUUUUCUGAAACUCUCUUUUGCUGAUGAAGCCCAGAUUUUGUGCUGAUGAGCUUUUCAAGCAUUUUGUUCGAGUUCCAACCUAUGACGAAGAUACUCAGAUUAUACGCAAGCUUUGCAGCAAUUGCUACUUUUGCCGCUGAUCGUUGAUGCAAGUUAAAAUUUAAUAGAGUUUGCUUUCGGUAUUCAGCUAUGAAUCCAAAGUUACUCCUUUUUCUGUAAGGUUUGUUUAUUGCAAGAGAAAGCUGGCAGUUAUAUGUACAAUAGUGCAGCAAAAAACUAUCGUUUUGUAGUUUCAUUUGUUUUCCAUAGAUCCUCUGGCAGUAGGAGCAAAAAGCUGGGAUCUUUUUAUUAUUCACUUUCUAUGACAAAUGGUGAAGACUAUUACAUGGUUAGUGUAGAAGAAAAGCAAGCAUAUUUCAGA